AUGACCGCCGACGCCCCGGCUACCACCAUCGCCAGCCUGCGCGAGUCCCUGUGCUCCGAGGCCACCCCACUUCCUCUGCGUUUCCGCGCCCUCUUCUCGCUCAAGCAUCUCGCCAGGCACGCUGAGACCCCAGCCGAGUCCCAGGAGGCCAUUGAUGCCAUCGCCGCCGGUUUCGCCUCUCCCUCGGCCCUACUCAAGCAUGAACUCGCCUAUUGCUUGGGCCAGUCCGGCAACAUGGAGGCUGCCAAGCCCCUGCGCGCCGUCCUGUCCGAUUUGCACGAGGAUACCAUGUGCCGCCACGAGGCCGCUGAGGCUCUUGGAGCGCUAGGCGACCUGAACAGUCUGGCCCUGUUGAAGCAGUUCAGAGACUCCAAGGAUGAAGACGUAGUCAUUACCGAAACCUGCGAGCUCGCAAUCGACCGUAUCGAGUGGGAGAACUCCGAGGAGAGAAAGAAGGAGAAGUUGCACCAGAGCGACUUUGCAUCGAUAGAUCCUGCCCCUCCCAUGCCUGAGACGUCGCAAACAGUCGACGAUCUUGGAAAGACCCUCAUGGACACAUCCGCUCCUCUCUUCCUCCGAUACAGGGCCAUGUUUGCUCUCCGCGACCUCGCUUCGCCUCCGGAUUUGCCUACUGCAGUCCCUGCCGUCCUUGCUCUUGCCAAGGGUCUCGCCGACUCGUCUGCACUCUUCCGCCAUGAAAUCGCCUUCGUUUUCGGACAGCUCUCCCACCCUGCCUCGAUUCCAGCACUGACCGAGGCGCUCUCCAACACUGAAGAAGCCAGCAUGGUUCGACACGAGGCUGCCGAGGCUCUGGGUAGCCUGGGCGAGGAAGAGGGUGUUGAGGAGAUCCUCAAGCGUUUCCUCCACGACAAGGAAAAGGUUGUGCGCGAAUCUGUCAUUGUUGCACUAGACAUGGUCGAUUACGAGCAGAGUGGUCAAGCAGAGUAUGCUCUGAUUCCAGAGUCAGCUGAAGCCACCGCGGCGGCAUAA
Messenger RNA from Pestalotiopsis fici W106-1, 990 nucleotides. Its product is annotated as Deoxyhypusine hydroxylase. Gene Ontology annotation, biological process: peptidyl-hypusine biosynthetic process. The transcript is spliced from 2 exons. NCBI's taxonomy places the organism in Eukaryota, Fungi, Ascomycota, Sordariomycetes, Amphisphaeriales, Sporocadaceae. Gene Ontology annotation, molecular function: deoxyhypusine monooxygenase activity. The record is from RefSeq and is a predicted model, not a curated record. Bases 1 to 990 code for a protein of 329 amino acids.